Molecule: messenger RNA, 3346 nt
Organism: Amyelois transitella
Lineage: Eukaryota; Metazoa; Arthropoda; Insecta; Lepidoptera; Pyralidae
Gene: Cad96Cb
Product: protocadherin-16
Exons: 16
Coding region: 152-2434 (760 amino acids)
Biological process (GO): homophilic cell-cell adhesion
Cellular component (GO): plasma membrane
Molecular function (GO): calcium ion binding
Source: RefSeq, a predicted model, not a curated record
CACAGUACGAUGUGAGCGACUGUGGUUGCGACACAAAACGCUCGAUGGUAUCUUUGAGAUUUUAAUCAAAGGAUCUAGAGUGUGCUCUAUUCUUUUGUGGUGAUAACCGGCGCAGGCGUCGGUGUGAUGCGCCCCAAGCGGUAGCGUCAGCAUGCGGGCGCGCGCGCAGCCGGCCGCCGCCGUGCCGCUCACGGCGAUGCUGCUGCUGGCCUUACGAGCUGAUGGACAAGCGAUCCAGGACAGCCGUUGCUACCUGAUGAACGGGGGCGCUGUGGAGAGCUUCUUUGUGAGUGAGGACACGCCCGUCGGCAGCGUCAUAGGAACUUUAAGUGUGAACGGUGAUCCAGACGAAGCUCAGGGCGACAUAACCCUGCGGUUACAAGAGCGGGGUGCUGCAGUGGGCAUUGCGCCUGGAACCAAGAACCUGACGCUUUUGCGGACGUUAGACCGGGAGGAGAAGAGGGGGCCUUCGAAUGUCUACGUCAACGUGAGGUGUGACAGGAGACACACUUCUGAUCCUAGUUUCAUCAUCCCAGUAUCAGUUCGCGUGUGGGACGUGAACGACAAUGCACCGGUGUGGUCCGGAGCGCCGUACAGGGUCCGGUUGUCAGAGCUGACGGCCGUGGGGUCUCGGGUGCUGCCAGCCUUGCGAGCUACCGACGCAGACCAGCCCGGACCCCACGCCACGAUACACUACUCGGUUCUACCAGGAGAGAAUAGCGAAUACUUCGGCUUCGCCAACGAGCUGGACAGCGUGCUCGUGGUGAAGAAGCCGCUGGACUUCGAGACGCUGAACAACUUCACGAUCCGGCUCCGCGCGCAGGACCAGGGCACGCCUCCGCUCCACAACGACACGCAGCUACACGUGGAAGUGCUGGACGCUGAUGAUCAGAAUCCCAAGUUCACGCAUGAUCAUUAUACGGCGUUGCUGCCGGAAGAUGCAGUUGUGGGCACGCUUCUAGAAACGUCCCCUGGGCCGAUCUCAGCAUUCGACCAGGACGUGGGUAUCAACGCGCCGCUGUACUACUCCUCGUCGGGGGACAACCGGGACCUGCUGUCGGUGGACCGGGACUCUGGCCGCGUCGCUGUCACCAAGAUAUUGCUUGAACAGCAGCAUUUACCUGUUACUGUCGUUAUUAAGGCCACGCAAGUAGACAACGCUGACCGCUACGCACUAGCGACCUUGUCGGUGUCUCGACUCCGGCGCGCCACCAACCUCGCCGUGAGGUUCUCUCAACGAGCAUACCACGCCACCGUCCCUGAAGACGCCGCGCCUGGCUCUGUGCUUCUGAUGUUGAAUACAGAGCCGGAAGUACCCAGGAACGUUAGAGAGAACCCACUGCAAUUCUACGUGUCAGACCGGAGUUUCCUGGACAAGUUCGCGAUCAAUAGCGCGGGGGAAGUGCUGCUGCGGCGGCCGCUGGACUACGAGACCGCAGACUCUUACAACUACCAGGUCAUGGUAACGGAUGGAGUGGCUAACGACACAGCCUCAAUAAACAUCACGGUGACAAAUGUGAACGAAUGGGAGCCGCGGUUCCGCUACCCGCAGUACGAGUUCCGAGUGGAGGGGGGCGCCGACAGUGCUGCCGCCGGCUUGCUGCCCGUGGGCAAGCUGGACGUGUUCGACGGAGACUCGCCCGACACCGUGUCUCUGACGCUGAGAGGGGCUGAUGCCACCAUGUUCUACAUGAACGACGCUGGCGAGAUGUUCCUGAAAGCCGAGGCUCUGUCCGCUCUCAACUCGUCCACUCUGCACGUCGUCGCCACGGCGGUGGACUCUGGCACCCCUCCCAGACAGACGUCGGUGCCGGUGGUGGUGCACGUGAGCGCGCGGCUGGCGGCGGGCGGCGCGCGCGGCGUGCUGGGCGCCUUCGCGGCCGCGCUCGCCGCGCUGGCGCUGCUCGUAUGCGCGCUGCUCGCCUACAUCUACAGAGUCCGUCGCGCGAAGCAGUCAGUCAGCAGCGCGCAGACCAAAUCUGGCUUCGUGUCUCACGAGAAGCCGCGCUCCCCCGCGCCCGCGCCGCCCGCGCUCGCCGCCGCCAACUCCGGCUCGUUGCUCAGCGUCAGCGCCGGCGCUAGCACGAUACUGGCUAAUUCUACUAGCAGUCUGAACUUGCCUGCUGACACGCUGCCUACCACUGGGACUACAAGAAGUGCUCUCGGGCGCCAGUCGCAGCGGUUCCCGGGCAAGAGCAAGGUGGCCCCGCAGCCGCCCGCCGCGCUCAUGAGCGACCACCUGCACGCCGCGCCGGGCCGCUCCGGGGUGGCCUGGCCCAGCUCCACCAUACCGGCCAGAGUGAAGAAAUUAAGCUGGGACGAGAGAGAUGCCACAGAUCAAGAUGACUACGACAAUGAAAAGGGCAGCCCGCGCGCGCUCGACGCCACCAACCCCGCGCUGCACGACCACAUGAACCUCACCGUCUACUUCUGAGCCCCACACCCUCGAGGGAAACCAAAGCAAAGUCUCCAGACCAACACCCCGGCUGUAUCUCCUCUACCGUCGCUUACUCGCGACCAAAACCUCUACAAUCUGGACGAAAAUCUAUCAUUUUCUACCCAAGAGGAAACAAAAUAUCUUCGGCAAGCAGGUCGUUGCCAGAAAAGCGGAAGAAACUAGAAUCAGACGCAUCUUUACCAAAAAUGAAGCAGACGAUCGCGAUGUUUAACGAGAAUUUGAGACAUAAAUACGCUGUUCCGGUGAGUGUUCCUUAUGAGGGCCAAGUCACGUUCUGGAGGACUCCACCUCCGUACGCGACCAUAACCCCUCACAAGCUGAGGGCGGUUCAUGUUCGCCCCUCGGUGUAUAUGAGGCCAGAUCACAGGUUAUGAACUCUUGGGUUAGUUUAGACAAUUUAUUGCAAUUUACAUUCCUAUUAGAUUAAACUGUUUUGUACUUUUGUAUGGUGGUCUUCCUGUGUCAAUGUUAUUUAAAAUUUAUGGUCUAAAUUGUACAUAACGUUUCCUUGUCUAACUGAUCAUUGUAAUUGCUUAAAUAACGUCAGUCGACUGUUUAUAACGGAACAUAUUAUAAUGACUCAAAAUAUUUAAAAGAAUGUCCGAUAUACUCUGUUUUUCUUACAUCAUGCCCUAUUUUCAAAAGCAAUGUAAGUUUGAUAUUUUUACUGGACAAUGAUUUAAUGGUUGUGUAAAUUUGAUUUGAAAUGCGUGAAAAUUAAAUGUACGAUAAUGUCUUGCCGUCCAUUAAGUGUUAAGGAUUUAAAUUGUAAAUAGUUUUGUGAUUACAAGUUUCAGGCCAAUGACCAGUAUAUUUUAGAUCUAUAUCUUGUAAAUAGAUUUAUUGUUAUUGUACGGUAAACUUUCAUAAUAAUAUGAAAUACAUAAU